AUGUCUGCCCCAGAAAAUGGUCUCGUUUUGGUGGAGCAAGAAGCGGAAGAGCCAUCUCAGGUGUCCGCUGAUAGUAGUGGAUCGUCUAUCAGCAUGAAGCCUGGUCCACUUCUGUUUGCUGCAGAAACUAUCAAGCUUGUCGAACGUGCCGUACCUGGCUCGUCAAGUCUGGAUCAGAAAGUCAGAAAACUGGUGGACACG
This is a messenger RNA of Ostertagia ostertagi, 201 nucleotides long. The record is from the annotation of a GenBank genome assembly. Lineage: Eukaryota; Metazoa; Nematoda; Chromadorea; Rhabditida; Trichostrongylidae.